This is a messenger RNA of Exophiala oligosperma, 2100 nucleotides long. RefSeq lists its product as uncharacterized. Gene Ontology annotation, molecular function: chromatin binding. Gene Ontology annotation, cellular component: nucleolus. NCBI's taxonomy places the organism in Eukaryota, Fungi, Ascomycota, Eurotiomycetes, Chaetothyriales, Herpotrichiellaceae. The coding region runs from base 25 to 2082 and encodes 685 amino acids. The transcript has a single exon. Gene Ontology annotation, biological process: DNA replication initiation. The record is from RefSeq and is a predicted model, not a curated record.
GAAAAUAAUUCAAGCACAACAGCCAUGCCUCAUGGUCGCCCAGCAAAGCGCAGGCGUAUCACACCACCGUUAGACGACGAUGUUCCUUCCAAGACCAUAAAGUCCUCCGACCUCUUCGCCCGGGCAGCUGACUGGGAUCUCGAACAAGCCUAUGCACAGAAGAACCGUUCGAAGAAAACGAAAGAGUCCACGAGACUACCUAUUAAGACAGCCCAAGGCCAACUACAACAAGUAGAAGAAAAAGAACCUGAAGAUGGCUCAGACAGCUUUCUAGGCUCCGGCUCGGAGGGCGAGGACAGCAAUAGUGAGGAGGACGAUGCAGACGAGACACCUCCUACCGAGUCUGAGCCUGCCGCUCCAGCGGUACCGCUCAAGCAACAGAUCUUUGGUGCAAAAGAAGAAAUCGCUCGACUGGCUGGUCUGCUGAGUGAAGACCCCGAAGAGCAUGCUAGUGCUUUCAAAAAACUUGCACAACUGGCGGAUUCCCAAUCUCCUAUACCUGUACAGAAACUCGUUCUUGCUGCUCAAGUGGCGGUCUACAAAGACGUUAUCCCUGGCUAUCGAAUACGCGCAUACAAAGACGAAGAUCUGGGCAACAAGAUAUCCAAGGAUGUACGAAAGACGAGACAAUACGAGCAGGCUCUUGUGACUGGCUAUCAAGCCUACGUGAAGCAUCUUGGUGGUCUUGCGAAAGGUCGCAAGGGGGAUGAAGACGCUCAGUCCCUGCGCAGUGUUGCGAUAAACUGUGCCUGCACGUUACUUCUAUCUGUUCCGCAUUUCAAUUUCCGCACAGAACUUCUGAACAUCCUAGUUCAUGAGCUGGCUAGUCGGGAAAGUACUCCGGAUUUCGUGAAAUGUGUUGAAACGGCGGAAAAAUUCUUUGCAGAAGACGAUGACGGAGCCUCGUCCAUGGAGGCUGUCAGCCUUCUGACCAAGAUGAUGAAGGCAAAGGACUAUCGAAUUCGAGAGGAAGUUUUGAAUACAUUCUUUCAAUUGCGCCUUCUCUCAGAACUGACAACACCGAGUUCUACCACCAAAGCCGACAAACCGGAAGACAUGUCGAAGCUCCACGGUAGGAAGGUGAAGAAGGAAAAAUUCGAGCACAGGUCAAAGAAGGAGAAGAAACUUGCAAAGGAGAGAAAGGCAGUGGAAAAGGACAUGCGCGAGGCCAAUGCGAUUGUCAACUACGAGGAGCGAGAGAAGAUGCAAUCGGAAACACUUAAACUGGUGUUUGUAACAUACUUCCGCAUCUUGAAAGCCAGGGUGCCCGAAUUGAUGGGCGCUGUGCUGGAAGGACUUGCUAAGUAUGCACAUCUCAUCAACCAGGACUUCUUUGGGGAUGUGCUCGAGGCUCUCAAGGACAUUAUCAACCAGGCAGAUGCCGCUCUCAAAGGCGAAUUGGAUUUGGGCGAAGGAACGAGCGCAGCGCUGGAUGUUGACCGAGACGAAGUCCGGAACAUGACCCGCGAAAGUCUCCUUUCGACACAGACCGCUUUCACUCUCCUCUCGGGCCAGGACGUGUCCAAAGCUGCAUCAUCUCUACACUUGGAUCUUUCAUUCUUCACUUCGCACACCUAUCGCACUCUCUACCCACUCUGUCUUGAUGCAGACAUUGAGCUGGGCCCGAAAUCCUUGCGGCUGCCGGAUCCUCAUUCAUCAAAGUCAUCUGAAAAGGCAGUCAACAGGGUUAAUAUCUCCACCCCGAUAUUGCUCCUGACACGAGUGCUGGCUUCAAUCCUACUAACGCCUUCGCAACCUCCGCCAAGCGUCGCGGCCGCGUCAUUCUUCAAGCGCUUGUUGACGGUGUCUUUGCAGUUGCCGGAGAAGUCGGCGCUUGCGGUGCUCAACCUGCUCGCUCAGAUAGCAGACAAGCAUGGCCGCAGGAUAGAAGCGUUGUGGUACAGUGACGAAAGAAAAGGAGAUGGAGUGUUUCGAGGAGAAAGCGACACUGUAGAAGGGACGAAUGUUUGGGCUACUGGAAGCGGAGCGUGGGAAGGCGAAUUGCUACGGAAGCAUUUCUGUCCCAAGGUCAGAGAGCAAGUCGCCGCGAUUGACAAGAUUAUUGCCGGGGUGCAUAGAUAGAAGGUGAUGAGCCAUGGG